AUGAUGACCCAAGAUCUGCUGGUCAAAACCAUAAUCUGUGUCUUUCUAAUGGGCUGUCUUAUGCAAAGUCAGACUCUGGCCUUUAAGUUAGAUUUUAUAUUUUCUGAAAAAGAUCCUCUAUCCAAAAGCCACCAGAACAUAACUCGAGAUGCAAUAUUACAGACAACAGUAGAAGUCUGCGAAUUUCAGGCACUUAAGAUAGGAAAAGAUUUUGUGAAGCCAAACAUACUGACAGAAGAAUCGGUUGCAGAAGCUUGUUUUUCUUCUAAUUCAGUCAAAAGUUUCAAAAGCAGCAUUGAGGAAAUCAGUGACAAAAAUGCCUGGAUUGACAUAAAGCAUCCCUUGAGUGCUAAACACCACUUUGAUGAAGAAAUGUUUUUGCCUGGAAGAGAACUCAUCUCUAGGGGAGUAUCUGCUGCUAAAGCAAGUGUUAAGAAGCAGAGUUAUGAAACUGCCAGAGAGAAGAUUGGUAAAGUCUUACACACAUUGCAGGAUUUCUACAGUCAUAGUAACUGGAUUGAAAUGGGAAUGAGAGAACCUUAUUCCAACCUGAUCAUACCCGACAGCACAAUUAUCAGUGUAGAUCAAGAAACACCAACAUGCAGGAGUUGUAAUGGCAACAAUUGCACAGGAAAUAUUCUGGAAGAGAUUCUCACACAGAAGAAGCUAACCUCAGGAUACUUCAGCAUGUUUAGCUUGGAGAAACCGAAAGGGAAGUGCAGUCAUGGAGAUUCUUGGGACAUGACAAGUAGCACGGAGCCCACGGGAGGUAUCAAUAAAGAUACUAGAAACUCCAGUCAUGGUUAUCUACAUAACAUUGCAGCGGACGUAGCCACUGCAGCAACCAAGCAACUGCUGUUAAAUAUCCGAGCAUCAGUCGGGGAUUCAGAGUUUCUCAGACUGAUGGGACUCACCCACAAUAUGGUGCUGUGUUUUGUUAUUGACACCACUGGUAGCAUGUCUAAUGAAAUCGAAGCAGUCAAGUUUGUUUCUUCGUUAAUCAUUGAUAUCAAGACAAUGCUAGCAGCUGAGCCGUCAGAAUAUAUUCUGGUACCAUUUAAUGACCCUGAUUUUGGCCCACUUAUAAGAACAACAGACCCUGAUCUGUUUAAAAAACAUCUUAAUGCACUUUCAGCUCAUGGUGGAGGAGAUACACCUGAGAUGUGUCUCUCAGGACUGCAGCUUGCCCUUACUGGAUCUCCACCACAGACUGAGAUUUUUGUAUUUACGGAUGCUACAGCAAAAGAUUACUUGUUAAAAAGCACAAUUUUAGCCCUCAUUCAAAGAACAAAGUCUGUUGUGAACUUCAUGCUGACUAACACCCUCGCUCGGCGGCGCCGUAGCAAUAAUGAGCCUGUAAAUGGCCAAAACCAGUUCUCCAGUCGAAGUUCCAUUUCAACAAUGCAAAUCUACCAUGAACUGGCUCAGGCCUCUGGGGGGCAGGCUAUUGUGGUCUCCAAAGGAAAUCUGCCCCAGGCCACUAGCAUCAUAACAGAUACAUCAAGAUCUUCACUGGUCACUAUUUUCCAGGCUGUAAGAAACGUACCAAAACCUGAAAACUUCACAUUCGUGGUGGAUUCUUCUUUGCAAAACCUGACUAUUUACAUUACAGGCCAAAAUCCAUUCUACACCAUCACCAACCCCUCAGGGGUCUCACAGAGCAGUGCUGAAUCAAACGGAUCUUUGGGGAUUAUUGAGAAAGUGGGUAAUUUUCACACAAUCCGUCCAAAUAUUUCAGCGCAGACUGCUGGACUGUGGCUCAUCAACACAACGUCAACGUAUCCCUAUACCAUCAAAGUAGUUGGUCAAAGCAAGGUUGAUUUCCUGUUUGAUGUUGUAGAGGUUUUUCAAGGUCCCCAUCCAGGUUAUACUGUGUUAAAAAGCAGACCUGCAGCUAACAACAAUGUCACCCUGCUUGUCUCCAUGCUUGGUGGUGACAGUGUAAGGCCAACCGAGGUAGCUCUGGUUGAAGUAUCAAGUUCACACUUUGUUACUGGAACUCUGGAAAAACUAUCCAGUGGGCAAUACUUGGCAACCAUUAACAGCAUCCCUUCAGGAGAGUUUACUGUUCGUGUGGUUGGAGAAACCAAUUCCUCUAGAUCAACAAGUAACCGCUUCCAGAGACAAUCCUCUACUCAGUUUCAAGCAUCAAAUGUGACCAUUACUACGGAACCUGAUGGUACAAUGGAACCCGGAAAAGCAUUCACGCUGCCUUUUACAGUGGCAACCAGUGGCUCUAAAGGAAUUUAUCAGAUUAGAGUCACUACUGACCGCAGUUUUGCAGUAGAUUUCCCCUCGUCUCUGUCUCUUGAGAGUGGUGGCAGUGGAAAUGGGACAGUAACUUUGACCGCUCCUGAAAGCACCCCCUCAGGAACUGAUGUUACUGUCACUAUUGAAGCUGAAGCACCUGAAGGAACUGACUCCAACUACGCUGUGCUGCGACUUGCUGUUAUAGCUCCGGUAACAGAUUUUACAUCUCCAGUAUGUAAAAUAGUUAGCGUAAAUGCUAACUGCUCAGGUAACUGCACCUUCUCCUCAUGGAACCUCUCUGCCAACAUGUCUGAUAUAAAUGGGACUGGAAUUCAAGCUGUAAGAGUCCUCAAGGGAAACGGGACCCUGAACACCAGCACUGCACUUGAUAAUGGAGACGUAAAUAUCACACUGGUAGACUACAGCGCCUCUUGUUGUUUCCCAGAGGUAGAACUGGUUGCUGUGGAUUCAGUGGGAAAUGCUGGCACCUGCUUCAUGUCAGUAAAAGCUACAGUUAAUCAAACCACCAGUGUUCCACCAACCACCCAAAACAACAGUGCACAACGCUGCUGGUUCCUGCCACUCGGCAUGUGGGUAAAUGUAGGAGUCCUGGUUCUUUACCAAUAUUUGCAAUAUUAA
Molecule: messenger RNA, 2889 nt
Organism: Trichomycterus rosablanca
Lineage: Eukaryota; Metazoa; Chordata; Actinopteri; Siluriformes; Trichomycteridae
Product: von Willebrand factor A domain-containing protein 7-like
Exons: 15
Coding region: 1-2889 (962 amino acids)
Source: RefSeq, a predicted model, not a curated record